Messenger RNA from Antechinus flavipes (yellow-footed antechinus), 2251 nucleotides. RefSeq names its product 5-hydroxytryptamine receptor 3A (gene HTR3A). Gene Ontology annotation, molecular function: extracellular ligand-gated monoatomic ion channel activity; neurotransmitter receptor activity; transmembrane signaling receptor activity. Lineage: Eukaryota; Metazoa; Chordata; Mammalia; Dasyuromorphia; Dasyuridae. Gene Ontology annotation, biological process: regulation of membrane potential; nervous system process; signal transduction. The record is from RefSeq and is a predicted model, not a curated record. Gene Ontology annotation, cellular component: neuron projection; synapse; postsynaptic membrane.
CUCAGAAGGGACACAAAGAGAAAAGACGGCCCAGCAAAACUGCAGCCAUGCCAUUGUCCCUCCGGCAGGUGCUCCUCGCCCUGCUGCUCCUGAUGGUCCUGGGGCCAAGCGAAGCCAGGAAGAAGCAAGACCCCAAAGCACCCAAUAACACCAAGCCAGCUCUGCUGCAACUGUCUGACUAUCUCCUGACGCACUACAAGAAGAGCGUCCGACCUGUUCGAGACUGGAGGAAGCCAACCACUGUGUCCAUUGAUGUCAUGAUCUAUGCCAUCCUCAAUGUGGAUGAAAAGAACCAAGUGUUGACUACUUACAUCUGGUACAGGCAGUACUGGAUUGACGAGUUUCUCAAAUGGAAUCCUGAAGAUUUUGACAACAUCACCCAGCUGUCAAUCCCCACUGACUACAUAUGGGUCCCAGACAUCCUUAUCAAUGAAUUUGUGGAUGUAGGAAAGUCCCCAAACAUCCCAUAUGUGUACGUUCGGCACCAGGGUGAGGUCCAAAACUACAAGCCCAUCCAAGUGGUGUCCGCAUGCAGCCUGGACAUUUACAACUUUCCCUUCGAUGUGCAAAACUGCUCACUGACUUUCACUAGUUGGCUUCACACAAUCCGGGACAUCAAUAUUUCCCUGUGGCGGUUACCAGAAAAGGUGAAGCUUGAUAAAAGUGUCUUCAUGAACCAAGGAGAGUGGGAGCUUCUAUAUGUGCUGACUCAGUCGGAAUUUAGUGUUGAAAGCAGUGACAGCUAUGCAGAGAUGAAAUUCUAUGUGGUCAUCCGUCGGCGGCCACUUUUCUACACUGUCAGCCUGCUAUUGCCCAGCAUUUUCCUUAUGGUCAUGGACAUCGUAGGUUUCUACCUGCCCCCAGACAGUGGUGAAAGAGUCUCUUUUAAGAUUACUCUUCUCCUGGGCUACUCAGUCUUCCUCAUCAUCGUGUCUGAUACACUUCCAGCAACGGCUAUUGGCACCCCACUCAUUGGUGUCUAUUUUGUGGUGUGCAUGGCCCUGCUGGUGAUCAGUCUGACUGAGACCAUCCUCAUUGUACGGUUGGUGCACAGGCAAGAACUCCAGUCUCCAGUGCCUGCCUGGCUUCGGCAUUUGGUGCUUGAUCGAGCUGCAGUUCUUCUUUGCCUCCAGGAUCAGUCAUAUCAUAAUCCCUCAACCCUCCAAAGACCUACAAUUCCCUCCCAUCCCACUGAGAAUGACUCAUGCUCAGCAACAAUGAACCACUGCAGCAGGAUGGGAGGGCUUCAGGACUUGAAACAGACUAUGCCAGAGGGAGGGAACCCUUCCCCACCAUCCCAGGAGAACUCCUUGGUAGUACAUGGGCUACUUCAGGAAUUAGCAACCAUCCGGCACUUCCUGGAGAAACAAGAUGAAUGCCGAGAUAUUGCCCGGGACUGGCUACGGGUGGGCUCUGUGCUGGAUGUGCUGCUGUUUAGAAUCUACUUGUUGGCAGUGCUGGCCUAUAGCAUUACAUUGGGGACUCUGUGGUCCAUCUGGCAGUAUGCAUGAAUUGAGCCAGACCUUGGGAUGGAAAGUAAUGGGGAAGAGAAGAAGGAUUAUUCCUGAGUCUACCAGACUCCAGGAUAUGUUCAACAUAUAUACAUUACUAUUCCCAGCUUCCUCUGUUAUUCAGGAAGAGAUUUCUUUGUAUGACUUAGACAACAAUGUAACAUAAAUUUGUUCAUCACCUAAUAAGAAAAUGGACCAUGGCAGUUAUUAUCUUGAAGUCAGUUAGGGCAGGCUCUGCCUUUUGGGGAUCCUUGGGUUAUGACCUCCUUCAGCACAAGAUUAUUCUAUUAGAAUGUCAUUAUAACUAAUACCAUUAUUGGCUAACAGUAGAACACCUAAGCUAUCUAUGUUUUACUGAGAAACUACUACACAUUAUUUCCUAUAUACAUGUGAGCCAUGAUUUGACCUGAUAUCAGUAUAAGAAUAAAUUCUUUAACUUCUCUGAGUUUCAAUUUCCACAUCUGUAAAACAAGAAAUUUGGAUUAGAUGGUCCCUUCCAGCUUUAAUAUUUUAUUAUUUCUAUUCUGUGAGGAAGGCAUUGUACUAAGCACUGGGAAUACAAAGAUCAAACAAGACCCGAUACCUGCCUCAAGAUACCACAAUUUGCUAUUAUCUAAGUACUAAUGUGAUACAGUAUAUGGAUUAUCCAGGCUCCUGUUCUCUCUUCUUUCUCAUCUUUACUGAACAUAAAUACCUUCAUCAGAUGGGAGAGGGGAAAUAAAAGGAAAUAAAAGUGCAAA